AUGCACGGCCGGCCCCGCGUCUAUGUGCGGUUUCGACCUCCGACGGAGGUGAAGCUUCCGGCGCUGAAAGGGCCCGGCAUCCCGGCGAGCGACACCGAGGUUCCUGUACUUCUCGGGCGCCGCCGCGACCAGGAGGAGGAGCCAGGGUCCCGACGGAUCAGUCUGGAAGGGGAGCACACCAUCAAGUUCCCCUGGAAGUCCCAAAGCAAAGAGGAGUGGAAGGAGGUGCAGGUGCAGGUGGACCAUGCCUUCACCGAGGACUCUACGCAGGAUGCCGUCUAUUCGAGGGUCGGACCAGAGAUGCUG
This is a messenger RNA of Symbiodinium necroappetens, 306 nucleotides long. NCBI's taxonomy places the organism in Eukaryota, Dinophyceae, Suessiales, Symbiodiniaceae. The record is from the annotation of a GenBank genome assembly.